Molecule: messenger RNA, 2865 nt
Organism: Dictyostelium discoideum AX4
Lineage: Eukaryota; Evosea; Eumycetozoa; Dictyosteliales; Dictyosteliaceae
Gene: gxcHH
Exons: 1
Coding region: 1-2865 (954 amino acids)
Molecular function (GO): guanyl-nucleotide exchange factor activity
Source: RefSeq, a predicted model, not a curated record
AUGAUACAACCAUCAGACAAUGAUAAAAAUAAAAAAAAUGAUAAAAAAAAUGAAAAACUAAAAGAAAAAGAAAAAGAAAAAGAAAAAGAUAAAAAAUCUAAACCAAUAAAGAAAAAAGAUUUUGUAAUAUCAGCACCAACAAAUUUUAGAUCAUUUGAUGAUCCUGUACCAAUACAACAACAACCACAACCACAACAAGAACAAGAACAAGAACAAGAACAAGAACAACAACAACAACAACAACAACAACAACAACAACAACAACAACAACAACAACAACAACAACAACAACAACAACAACAACAACAACAACAACAACAACAACCACCACCAUUACCAAAUAAAAGUAAUUGUAAACUUUUACCAAAUAAUAAUAAUAUAGAUAAUGAUGAAAAUGAUGAUAAUGAAAAAAUUUAUUUUAAAGUUUCUAAAGAAUUAUUAGAAGAUGUAAAGAAAUGGGAGAAUAAAAAACAAGAAUAUAGUAAAUCAAUUGAUUCAUUAUUAUUAAAGAAACAAGAACAAUUGAAUCAAAUAUUUCGAGACUAUUUAUUAGAGAUGAGACCAAUAUUGGAUAAACAUUUUGCAAAUAGUGAUGAAAUGAUGGUGGAUGAGAAAUUAAAGAAAGAGAUAUUAGAGAAUGAAGAACAAAGAAUUCAACAAGUUCAACAGAAACUAUUUGGUUCAAAGAAUGCGUCAAUACUAACCAUUGAGUCAAAGAUUCGAUUAAAACGUCGAGAAAUCGAUAUGCACAAUAAGAUCACACUGAUUCAAUCAGUGGUGAGGGGUUGGUUAGCAAAGAGACGUUAUAAAAAGUUACGUUCAAAUUUACAAAGACGUCAAUUAUGUUUACAAGAGAUUGUUGAAACUGAACGAAAAUAUGUUGAAUCAUUAUCAUUAAUGAUUCGAUUAUUCUUAGUACCAUUACAAACUUCAAAAAAAGAUUUAUUAUCACCAAUUGAAAUUCAAUCAAUUUUUGCAAACUCUUCUGUAAUCUAUGGUGUACAUAAAGAAUUAUUAGAUACUUUAGAAUUAUCUUUAAAAUUUAAUAAUGGUAAUGGAAUUGGUGGUAUUAAUGGUUAUUGUAAUAAUAAUAAUAAUAAUAAUAAUAGUGGUGGUAGUAGUGGAGAUAAUUGUAAAUCAAUUGCUGAAUGUUUUUUAUCAUUAUCACCAUUUUUAAAAUUAUAUACACAAUAUAUAAAUAAUUUUAAUAAUGCAUCAUCAACAUUAAUUGAAUGUAAGAAAAGGGAUUCUAAAAUCAAUCAAUUCUUUUUCAAAGAUAAUAGAGAUAAUGUACAAUUGGGUAAGAGGGAUUUCUUGGAUUUACAAAUUCAACCAGUACAAAGAAUACCAAGAUAUAAAUUAUUGCUCUCUGAGUUGUUAUCAUGUACACCAACCGAUCAUAAAGAUUAUGAACUUGUAAAGAAAGCAUUAUCAGUCAUUCAAGAACUUGCAUUAAAUAUCAAUGAAAGUAAAAGAACAGCUGAAGGUUUAGAGAAAAUCAUUUUAAUUCAAAGUUGUUUAACCAAAUUCAUAGAAUUAGUUAAACCACAUCGUCGUCUAAUUAAAGAUGGUCCAUUAUUAUUUGAAAGAAGGGGUAAAUUAAAAGAACGUUAUUUAUUCUUAUUUAAUGAUAGUUUAUUAUUAUGUAAAAAAUUAAAUAAUAUUUUAUCAACAUCUGAUCAUAAUUCAAUUUCUUCAUCAAGUAGUGGUGGUAGUAGUGGUAGUAAUAAUAAUAAUAAUAAUAAUAAUAGUAAUAGUAAUAAUAGUGUAAACUCAUUUUCAAGUAUAAUUAGUGGUAAUUUUAAUUCAGAAAUUAGAUUCUUACCAAUUAGUUUUAUGGAUAUGAAUAAUGUUAUAGUAUUACCAACUCAAGAUCCAGAGUAUCAACAUGGUUUUGCUAUACUUGGUAAUGAACAUCUUUAUUUCUAUUCAAAGAAUGCAAUUGAACAGCAUGAAUGGUUAUUGAUUCUAAAAGAAAUCUCAAAAGAAUUGGAUCAGAAUUUAAAUUCACUUAGAAAAGAAACCUCUGAAUUGGAUCUAAAAGAUUCAAUGUUAAAUCCAUUAGUAAAACAACAUGAUAGCAAUAGAGAUUCUUUAUUAUUAGCUACUUCAAUUACAAAUCCAAAAAGACAAUCAAAAAUUUUAUUAGAACAACAACAACAACAAAUUAAUAGUCAACCAAGAGUAGUUGAAAGAUAUAGUGGUAGUAAUUUAAGUAAUAGUGGUGGCAGUAGCAGUCCAUCACCACCAAUAAACAGAAGUAAUGGUAAUGGUAAUGGUGGUAGUUAUAAUAAUUCACCAAUAACACAAUCUCAAAUUUUACAACCACCACCAUUAUCUUCUGUUCAAACUAUAUCUUCACCACCACCAUUUAUCUUACCUCAACAACAUCAGCAGCAACAACAACAACAACAACAACCAAUUACUGAUUUAACAAUUAGAGAAUUAUUAUUAAUUUAUAGUGAAAUUAAUGAAUUACAAAAAGAAAUGAUUAAUCCAAGUAAUCAAUUUGAAUUAUUAUUUAAUGGACAAUUGGGUCAAAUUAAUAUGAUUAGACAACAAUAUCCAAAUGUUGAAAUGAUUUAUAAUAAAUUAACACAAAUUCUACAUAGAUUAUCAACAUUAAAGAAUCAAUCAAAUUCAUUACUUUCAAAUCAAAAUACACUUCAAUCAUUACAAAAUGUAAUUGUUCAAGGUAAAGAUCAUAUUGGAGCCUAUAAUGAAUGGAUUAAAAGAACUUAUCCAAUGGGUGCUUCUGAUCCUUCCUCAACUCAACCUCGUUUCUUAACUAUUAAUUUUAUGAAAUGGUAUAAUAAUUUACAUACUGUUUGGGGUCAAAUUUUAGAUUUAAAACAACAAUUAUAA